GAUUUUCGUUUGUUAGUUACACUGUGUAUCUUGAAGGAGAGGCUGGUUUCUACUGGUGAGCAACUGGUUGUACCAGCCACGCCAUGGUGAGAAGGCUUUGGUUUUGAAUAGGUGUGUACUCCAAGCAGUGCUCAGACACGGAUGUUUGCUAAAGGAUAACUGUCCCUCUGGUGUGCCACCAUUGAUUGGAUGGGACAGUUGCAUAAAACACCUCAGAACAGACCAGUGUCCAUUCUCCAAGAGAGCCCUGAGGCUGUUCCUGUUCAGAAGAAAGACGGACAACGGCAGCAACAUGUCUCAGCUAGAAACUGCAAUGGGAAUGACCAUUGCUGUCUUUGACAAUUAUGCAAAGACUGAUGGCAACAGGCAAACCCUCAGCAAAGCAGAACUGAAGACCCUCCUGGAAAAAGAGCUCCCAAAUUUCCUUGCGUCGGGGAAGGACAAGGAUGCCAUUGAUAAAGUCUUUAAGAACCUGGAUGAAAAUGGUGAUUCCCAAGUGGACUUCAAAGAAUUUGUCAUCUUUGUGGCAGCUCUGACUUGCUGCUGUCACAAAUAUUUUGAGCAGAAAGCCAAAUAAUUGUCAAACUGCUAUCAAAAAGCUGUCUUUGUCUGUGUUCCAUAUGCUAGUGGUAUGGAUCCCUUCACUUCUUCCAAGUACCACUAGUUUACAAGCA
This is a messenger RNA of Cuculus canorus (common cuckoo), 674 nucleotides long. RefSeq names its product S100 calcium binding protein P (gene S100P). Lineage: Eukaryota; Metazoa; Chordata; Aves; Cuculiformes; Cuculidae. Gene Ontology annotation, cellular component: extracellular exosome; cytoplasm. Gene Ontology annotation, molecular function: calcium ion binding; transition metal ion binding. The transcript has 2 exons. Bases 293 to 577 code for a protein of 94 amino acids. The record is from RefSeq and is a predicted model, not a curated record. Gene Ontology annotation, biological process: endothelial cell migration.